Molecule: messenger RNA, 1404 nt
Organism: Carlito syrichta (Philippine tarsier)
Lineage: Eukaryota; Metazoa; Chordata; Mammalia; Primates; Tarsiidae
Gene: TAF7L
Product: TATA-box binding protein associated factor 7 like
Exons: 13
Coding region: 1-1404 (467 amino acids)
Biological process (GO): transcription initiation at RNA polymerase II promoter; RNA polymerase II preinitiation complex assembly
Cellular component (GO): transcription factor TFIID complex
Molecular function (GO): RNA polymerase II general transcription initiation factor activity
Source: RefSeq, a predicted model, not a curated record
AUGGAGCGUCCUGAGGGGCCGCUCCCGAAGUCCUCAGAAUAUGAACCAAUACCAAUAGCUUCAGCAUCAGAAGAAACCAGCCACCAAGAACCUCAGGUUCCUGUCGACCAUGGUGUGGAAGCCGCCUGCAACAGCAGCACCAGAAUUGCCGGCAACCAUGGCACCCCAACUCCUGCCGACCUUGCAGUCUCUACUGAUGCCGAGAGCAGCACCCAAGCUGCCCCCCUAACUUCAGAAAACUCACUGGAGGGGAAAGAGAUGAGUAAAAGCCAGGAUGAACUUCCUCAUGAACUUGAGAGCCAGUUUAUACUACGUCUGCCUCCGGAACAUGCUUGUAUUGUCAGAAGCCUAGUACAUUCUAGAAGUGUCACCAUGAAGGAUAAACUCAAAAUUGACUUAUCUCCUGAUAAGCGUCACGCAACUGUUGAGAUAGAAGAUGUCUCACUAACUGCUAAACUAGUUGACUUGCCUUGUGUUAUUGGAAGCCUGAAAACGCUUGAUAAAAAAACCUUUUAUAAAACAGCAAAUAUUUCCCAGAUGCUUGUGUGCACUGCUGAUGAUGGUGAUCAGCACUCUUCUCCAGAAGAACCAGUUACCCCUACUGAUCUUACAGAAAUUGAGAAAAAGGAAAAGGAGAAACAGAAAAAAUAUAUCUGGAAGCAUGGCAUUACUCCACCACUUAAGAAUGUCAGAAAGAAAAGAUUCCGGAAAAUUAAAAAAAAGCCUGCUGAUUGCAAACAAGUGGAAGAAGCAAGCUUUACUGAGCCCACUGACUCUCCAGAUGUGGAAAGGGAGGUAAAAAGAUUGCUGUGUUCAGAUGCUGAAGCUGUAAGUGCCCGAUGGGAAGUCAUUGCUGAAGGUGAAACCAAAGAAAUAGAAUGUCAAGGCUUUAUUCCAGGCUUUGAGCUGUCUCCAGGAACAAGUGAGUACAAACUGGGUCAUAUCUCAUCAGCAUAUGGCAUGCUUCGGGAGGUGUCUAGUGACUCUAGCGGUCACAGUGGUGAUCAUGAUGAUGAGGAUGAGGAUGAUGACGAGAAGCAAGAAGAGGAAGAGGAUGAUGAGGAGGAGGAUGAAGAAGAGGAAGAAGAAGAGGAGGAGGAGGAGGAUUCUGAAGAUCUGGAGAGGGAGCUCCAAGCCAAGUUUAUUGAAUCUGGCCAGUAUGAGGCAAAGGAAGGCGCCGGUCCAAUAGUCAUGAACAUUCAGAAGCAGAUUUAUUACAUGGAGAAAAGGCUCUACAAGAUUCAGAACAAAGCACAGAGACAGAAGGAUCUCAUCAUGAAAGUGGAAAACCAGAUACUCAAGAAACAUCUACGGACUAUGCUGGAGCAGCUUAAGUUACAGGAAAAGCAAACAAAUGAGCAGCUCAUUUCCCUCCAGGAACAAUUGACAUGUUUUCUGAAGUAA